CCGGUGCCGGUACCGACGGCGGUGCCCCCGGUGCCCCCGGCAGACCGGGGCCGGUAUGGCGGGCCGGGGCCGCGGCCGGGGCCGGGGGCAGAUGUCGUUCAGCGUGGAAGCCGUGGGCAUCGGGAAGGGGGAGGCGCUGCCGCCGCCCACCCUGCAGCCCUCGCCGCUCUUCCCGCCCCUGGAGCGCCGCGCGGCGCCGCUGCCCGGCGGCGAGGAGGGCGAGUACAUGCUGGCCCUGAAGCAGGAGCUGCGCCGCGCCGUGAGGGGGCUGCCCUACUUCGUCAGACCGGGGGCGCCCCGCAGAGNCAUCGAGCGCUACUCGGACAAGUACCAGCUCUCCAACCCCGUGGACAGCGCCAUCGACUGGAGCCCAGACUGGAGGCGGCUCCCGCGGGAGUUGAAGAUCCGCGUGCGGCGGCAGCGGAAAGGCCGACCCGCUGCCCCCGUCCCCAAGAAGCCGGUGGCACUGGACAAGGAGGAGGCCAUCAAGAAGCUGGAGAGCCUGGAGAAGAAGGAGGAGGAGGUGACAUCAGAGGAGGAAGAGGAGAAGGAGGAGGAAGAAGAGGGAAAGGAGGAGGAGGAGGAGGA
Passer montanus (Eurasian tree sparrow) is the source of this 588-nucleotide messenger RNA. Its product is annotated as DNA-directed RNA polymerase III subunit RPC7-like. NCBI's taxonomy places the organism in Eukaryota, Metazoa, Chordata, Aves, Passeriformes, Passeridae. Gene Ontology annotation, cellular component: RNA polymerase III complex. The annotation marks the transcript as partial. The transcript has 6 exons. The record is from RefSeq and is a predicted model, not a curated record. Gene Ontology annotation, biological process: transcription by RNA polymerase III.